Messenger RNA from Pygocentrus nattereri (red-bellied piranha), 2242 nucleotides. It is a transcript of the gene ess2, whose product is annotated as ess-2 splicing factor homolog. Lineage: Eukaryota; Metazoa; Chordata; Actinopteri; Characiformes; Serrasalmidae. Gene Ontology annotation, cellular component: catalytic step 2 spliceosome. The transcript has 10 exons. The coding region runs from base 239 to 1630 and encodes 463 amino acids. The record is from RefSeq and is a predicted model, not a curated record.
AACGCAGAGCGGAAGAAGCGCCUGACUGCGGAGGUUAACGCGUUCGCUCGCCGUUUGUUUGUUUAUAUUUUCGUUGUCGUUAAAGUCAACAGUGUAGUGUUGAGUUCGGGGCUCGUGUAAGUCGGAAAGGAGAGAAAUAUCACGGUCAGCUGAGAAUUAAUCAGUCAGAUUAAUCAGAACCUUCAUCAGCGCUCAGUUUAUGCUCAGUUUAUUGUGGUGUAGAUAAAGCUGUGAGUGGAUGAUGGAGUCCAGCUCUGGAGCUGUGGUGAGUUUCUCUGAGAAACCGGCAGAGAAGCCAGAGAAACAGCGCAAAAUACUACAGGAGGAGCAAUAUAUACAGAAUCUGGAGAAAAUCAUACAGAGGGAUUUCUUCCCAGAUGUGUCCAAGCUGCAGGCACAGAAGGAUUAUCUGGAGGCGGAGGAGAACGGAGACCUGGAGAAGAUGCGUGAGAUCGCCAUCAAAUACGGCUCCGCUAUGGCCAAGUAUACACCACGCACUUACGUGCCCUAUGUGACUCCGUCUACGUUUGAGACGCCUGAUGGACGUGCAGUUUCUCCAUCCGCUUCACACAGUAAACCCAGAACCACAGAGGAUGGAAGUAAAGACAGCACGAAAGAAGAAGAGAAGGAUCUUCCGUCUUUGGAUCGUUUUCUGGUUAAACACACAAGUGAAGAUAAUGCGUCUUUUGAGCAGAUAAUGGCUCUUGCGAAGGACAAAGAGAAGCUGAAGCACGCCUGGCUGUACGAGGCUGAGGAUGAGUUCAGACAGCGUCGUGAGGAGAACCUGGCUCUGCCGUCGUCAGAGAAGCAGGCGCUGGAGUGUACAAAGGCUGGAGUGGAGACAUGGGAGUACAAGGCUAAAAACGCUCUGAUGUACUAUCCUGAAGGUGUGAAGGACGACACAGUAUUUAAGAAGCCACGUGAAGUUGUCUAUAAGAACACGCGGUUUGAUGUGGACCCAUUCUCUAAAGCUCUGAAUAAGUCCCAGAUCCAGCAGGCUGCUGCUCUGAACGCACAGUUCAAAUUGGGUAAAGUUGGUCCAGAUGGUAAAGAACUCCUCCCUCAUGAGUCUCCCAAAGUGAACGGUUACGGGUUCGUGGGGGCGCCCUCACCUGCGCCAGGAGUGUCUGAGUCUCCAUUGAUGACGUGGGGUGAGAUCGAGUCCACUCCAUUCCGGCUGGAUGGUUCAGAAACACCGAUCAUAGAGAGGAGCCACGGCCCGUCGUUCAAGAUUCCGGAGCCCGGCAGGAGAGAGCGUCUGGGCCUGAAAAUGGCCAACGAAGUCGCAGCCAAAAACAGAGCAAAAAAGCAGGAAGCACUGCGCAAAGUGACAGAGAACCUGGCCAGUCUGACCCCUAAAGGUCUGAGUCCAGCUGCAUUGUCACCUGCACUUCAACGGCUGGUCAACAGAUCGUCCAGUAAAUACACGGAUAAGGCGUUGCGGGCGAGCUACACUCCCUCACCCUCUCAUCGCAACCUCAGCUCUAAAACUCCACACGGUGGCGCUCUGACACCCUCGGGAACACCCACGCCCAGCAAAACCAAAACACCUGCCGCCCAUGAUCCCGCGUCCAUCACUGACGACCUACUGCAGCUGCCCAAGAGGAGGAAAGCGUCCGAUUACUUCUGAUCACACUGAACAGUGAACUGGACUAAAUGCCCCCUGCUGGUGAAGAAGGGGAGAAACUUAAAACUCAAACGAAAAGCACACGUCUCAAACACUGCAAAUCCAGUUAAUAUAACUGUUAUGUCCCAAUAUUCUACCUGUUUAUAGACAUUAUUACCUGUUUUGUCAUUUUAGCCAGUAAAACUGUCUCAUUUCACAGCUAGUUUUACGCUUCUUCAAAAAAGUUAUUCCCCAGUUAGAACUUAAGAUAACACAUAACAGGUAAAAAAUGGUUGAUUUCAUUUUAUAUUAUCCUCUCAUUAUGAAAAAAAAUUUGAUAUAUUGACUAUCAACAAUAUUUAGAUUUUUUUUCACAGUCCUGUGGUCAGUGUCAGACCAGUUUAAUUUUCACUGCAUAGCGAAGUAAUCGUUUUGAUAUUGGAGCAGGAGUGUGGUGACGUAUUUUGUUAAAAGUAAGAAAACUGGAAAGACUAUGACUUUAAAUCUCUAAAAGGCUGAAAGCUAAAGGUUGGAAAACCCUCUGAAUGUUCAUUACAUAUGAGUUUGUAUAAUUUUAUACAGUGUAUAGAAGCUCGGGCAUUUUGGGUCAAAAUAAGAGCAAUUUCUCAAAACUUU